AUGCUUUGGGCAAAGAGUUUCGCAGGCGCGACAAGUCCCAGAGUCUUCAGCGGCUGCGUGGCGAGUUAUCUGCCCAAAAACAGUCUAUGGAGCUUUUGCUUACCAUCUUACUUGUGGCUAACGGUGAUCGGAUCUUCUAGCCACAACGGACAAGAAUCGCAGGGGAAACUGGAUCAAAUGAUGACAAAGCUGGAAUUUCUCGAAGAACAAUUACAGCAACAACUGCGUAAGAAACAAGAGGAGCUCGGGCGGUUUGCCAAUGUGGGCAGCCAGGAAGAGAGUGAAGAAGCCGACGCAACGCUAUUCAGUCUGAAGAGAUCUUUGACCUCCGUUACUACCGCCGUGUCUGUCAUACCACGGAACAAGUUUUUUGAUACUCCUCAGCGAGUGAGAAGCUUCUACACAGGACGAGUGAAUUACUUGGAGAGUCUGCGGCAAAUCCUCCUAGAUCAAAGGGCCGACGAGUCGGUGCAGGAACAGCGGCGGUUUGUUAUUUGGGGCCUCCCCGGGUCGGGGAAGACACAAUUCUGCUCCAAAUUUGCAGAGCAAAAUAGAAGCAGUUUCUGGGGAGUCUUCCGGAUCGAUGCCAGCACCCACGAGCGGGCGAAGCAAACAUACGCGGACAUAGCCAAGUUGGGCGACGUCGAACUCAGCCCCAAGGCAGCCAUGCACUGGCUUUCGAGCCAAGAAGAAAGGUGGCUCCUGCUGAUUGACAAUGCCGAUGAUGCUCGCGUUGAACUUGAUGAUUAUUUUCCACAAGGCGACCGAGGGACUAUCAUCAUCACGUCUCGCAACCCCGCGCACAAGAUUCACGGCAAUGUUGGGCCACGUUUCUUUGAAUUUGAAGGAAUGGGAGAAGAUGAUUCAAGUGUCUUACUUUUGCGUUCCGCUCAGUUGGCACAGCCUUGGGAUGCUGAUUCUUCGUCAUGCGCUUCCAAAAUAGCCAGACAAUUGGGAUUCCUCGCACUUGCUCUGAUACAUGCGGGGUAUGCCAUCAGAGAAAACAUUUGCUCUUUGAAAAACUACCUGAAAGUUUAUGACGGUAGUUGGCGAAAAAUCCGACGAGCGUCAGGAGAGAAAGAUGAGAUUCUGAGUGCCGCUGCCUCAUAUGAAAUCUGCUAUCGGGGGAUCGAGGAAAGAGCGACACGAGCAUCCGAAGACGCCAUUCAACUGCUCAAGAUGUUCUCUUUCUUCCAUUUCAAGAACAUUCGCUUCGACAUUCUUAGAAGAGCCGUACUCAAUCCUGCAAUCGAGAAGGAUGCACGGGAAGCCAAAGGCCAGGACAACCGUCAGCGACCAUUGACCUGGUACCAGAGGUAUAGAGACCUGCGUGUCUCCAUCCUGACGUUCGUUAUGGAAGUCCAGGGCCCGCCUGCCUUGCCGCUGUGUUUACGCGAAACGUCAGUGGCUGACUUUGACGAGUCGAGAGUACGGUACGCGCUUAGAGAACUUACACGAAUGUCUCUAAUCACUCACAACGAGGCAAAUGACAGCUACUCAAUACAUCCGUUCGUACACAGAUGGGCUCGGGAGAGGCCGGGCAUGAGCACUGCAGAGCAGGCUGUCUGGGCUCAUAUCGCGGCGGUGGUGCUCGGUCGGUCCAUUCUCCUCCCACCGCUUGGUGAAAGUGAAGACGAAGAACUCUUUCGGAGGGACGUACUUGCUCACGUAGACCACAUCCAGGCAUGUCAGGAAGUUAACGACCAGACAAUCAGGGCGAACCGAACACGUCGCUGGUAUGGGCUUGUUCAAUGGCCUGGACUGGGAUCGAGGUUUGGUCGCGAGCAAGCCCUACGCUAUGCGAAGUUCAGCACUGUGCUUGCUCAGUCCGGACGCUGGAAGGACGCAGAAAUGCUACAGUUGGCCGUGAAGGAAUAUACACACCGCAUCUUUGGACUGGACCAUCCUUCAACGCGGCGGAUAACACUGGCAUUAGCACAGACCUACUGGAAUCAAGGGCGUGGGGACGAGGCUGCGCAAUUGCAGCAAACUGUCUUGCAGGCUUGUAUCACUUCCCUAGGUCCCAAUGCCCAUGAGACUCUUAUGGCGAAGGAUCUUCUGGGCCAGACGAGAUGGCAGGAAGGGCGAUACACCCAUGCCAGAACGCUACAACUAGAGGCCGUUGACGGGCUAAUAAAGCUCAAGGGGAUAGACAACGAAGAUACCCUGACGGCCAUGGGCAGUCUUGGUCGUACGAUGGCUAAAUUCUAUGAGAACCUGGAUGAAGCGAAGUCACUACUAAAACGAGCUUUAGAUGGGAUGAGCAAGGUACUCGGGCCAACACAUACGAAGACUUUACUCGUGCAAGAAGAACUUGCUCUUCUUGCGGUGCAGAUGGGAGAAGAAGACCUAUCGGAGCCUUUGGCCAUGGUGCAACAGGUGCUCGACGUCCGAAGGGAAAGACUAGGUAAAGAGCACCCAUACACGCUUUUAGCCCUAGCGAGCUUAGCAAGAAUCACAAAUGCGCUUGGCCAACACACCAAGGCGGAAACCAUCCUACGCAGCGGACUUUCUAUUGCAGAACGCAAUCUCGGCGACAGCCAUAUAGGAACCCUCAUGGGAAAAGUCAUACUAGGAACAAUCCUUAUCAACCAAUCUAAGUUUGCCGAGGCUGAUUCUACACUUCUUGACGCGAUGGAACGGCUACGGCAUCUGGCUUCUUAUACAGGAGACUUUCAUCCGGACCGACUCGGCGCGAUGAUUGAGCUUGCGAGAAGCUAUAAGCUUCAGGGAAGGUUUGAUGAGAGCAUUAGAUACUGCGACGAGGCUAUUGAGGGCUUGAAACAGAUCAGUGUGACGCAACAUCCGUUGGAGAGGAAGCUGCGGGCCCAGAAAGAAGAGACAAUUGCGAUGAGAGAACAGGAAGGCCACCGUUGA
This is a messenger RNA of Aspergillus niger, 2877 nucleotides long. RefSeq lists its product as uncharacterized. NCBI's taxonomy places the organism in Eukaryota, Fungi, Ascomycota, Eurotiomycetes, Eurotiales, Aspergillaceae. The coding region runs from base 1 to 2877 and encodes 958 amino acids. The record is from RefSeq and is a predicted model, not a curated record. The transcript is spliced from 3 exons. Gene Ontology annotation, molecular function: protein binding.